AUGACGGAAUACGAAAGUGCAAAGAAAGUGAAAGGAGCACAUUUUUAUGAAGCAAACGAGAAGCAUUCAUAUGGUGGAUUCGUGUGCGCCGCGGCGUGGGUGUACUGCCUGUUCCUGUCGGUGCCACCGCUGCUGGGCUGGAGCCGCUACAUCCCGGAGGGCUUCCUCACCUCCUGCUCCUGGGACUACCUGACGCGCACGCCCGCCAACCGCGCUUACUACAUCUACCUGCUCGCCUUCGGCUUCGUCCUGCCCGUUUCCGUCAUUGCGUACUGCUACACCUUCAUCCUGGCUGCAAUACACGCUCACGGCCGCGAGAUGAAGGGUGUAGAGUCAGCAGGGGGCCGACGCAGCUUCCACCGCGCCUCGACGCACCGCCCCCCCUGCUCGUCCACUGUGCGCUCGCUGGAGAUCAUCGUGACGCUGGUGCUGCUCUUCCUCAUCUCGUGGACGCCCUACACCGUCGUCACGCUCAUCGGCCAGUUCGGGGACGAGUCGUUCAUCACGCCGUGGGUGGCCUCCCUGCCCGCCUUCUUCGCUAAGGCGUCGGUGGUGUACAACCCGAUCGUGUACGGCCUGUCGCACCCGCACUUCCGCGCGUCCAUCAAGCAGUACCUGUCGGGCUACCGGGGGCCGUGCUCCGCCUCCGGGCUGCUGCCCACCGCGCCGCCGCCCACCACGUGGGGCAGUCUGGUGCUGCGCCGGCGGCCGCGCGCCGCCUCCAGCCCGGGCCACGUGCAGCACGUGCGCUGUUUCCUGCCACCGCAGCACCGACACCUUCACCACUACCACAGCGAGCCUCCAGACCCGCCCUCGCUCGACGGCAGCAGGUCACUGAUGUCGAGCAGCCCUCCGAUGGUGCGCGGCCACCGCUCGCUGGGCGCCGCCCCCGCCGCCUCCUGCGUGGUGCUGCAGGGGGAGCGCCGGCGCGUCUGCUGCCUCAGGGAGGCCAUGGCGGCCGCCGCCGCCGUCUGA
Messenger RNA from Schistocerca americana (American grasshopper), 975 nucleotides. RefSeq names its product melanopsin-like. NCBI's taxonomy places the organism in Eukaryota, Metazoa, Arthropoda, Insecta, Orthoptera, Acrididae. Gene Ontology annotation, biological process: G protein-coupled receptor signaling pathway; visual perception. Gene Ontology annotation, molecular function: G protein-coupled receptor activity. The coding region runs from base 1 to 975 and encodes 324 amino acids. The transcript has 5 exons. The record is from RefSeq and is a predicted model, not a curated record. Gene Ontology annotation, cellular component: membrane.